This is a messenger RNA of Capsicum annuum, 1899 nucleotides long. Its product is annotated as geraniol 8-hydroxylase. Bases 82 to 1569 code for a protein of 495 amino acids. Lineage: Eukaryota; Viridiplantae; Streptophyta; Magnoliopsida; Solanales; Solanaceae. The record is from RefSeq and is a predicted model, not a curated record. Gene Ontology annotation, molecular function: oxidoreductase activity, acting on paired donors, with incorporation or reduction of molecular oxygen; heme binding; iron ion binding. The transcript is spliced from 4 exons.
AGCACAUACAUGUUACUGACAAGUUAUUAUUAUACAGUCAUCUUUCAAAGUUGAAGCAAGGGGGUGUGAGAGAGAGGCAUAAUGGAUUACUGUACACUUGUGUUUGGAUCAUUUAUUGCUUUGAUUUUUCUGUAUACUCUAGCAAGAAUAUGUAGUAGAGGUAGCAAAAAACUUCCACCAGGUCCAUCACCAUGGCCAAUUAUUGGAAGUCUUCACUUGUUAGGUGCAAAACCCCAUGUAUCAUUAGCCAGUCUUGCAAAAAUUUAUGGUCCAAUCAUGAGUUUAAAAUUAGGUCAAAUAAACACAGUGGUCAUUUCUUCAUCAACCAUUGCAAAACAAGUCCUUAAGAAUCAAGAUCAAGCUUUUUCGACUAGAUUUAUUCUUGAUGCCGUUCAAGCACACAACUAUUGCAAAUUUUCUAUAGCAUGGCUUCCUCUUGAUCCUCAAUGGCGAAUGCUUCGAAGGAUCUUGAACACCACCCUCCUCUCUUCCAAUAGGCUUGAUGCAAAUCAACAUCUAAGGUCUCAAAAGGUGAAAGAAUUGAUUGCUUAUUGUGAAAAAUGUAGCCAAGAAGGUGAAGCUAUGGAAAUAGGUCAAGCUGUUUUCAAGACUAAUCUCAACUUGUUGUCCAACACCCUUUUUUCCAAAGACUUGGCUGACCCUUUUUCGGAUUCAAAGAUAGAGUUGAAGGACGUUAUUUGCAGUAUCAUGGCUGAGAUAGGUAAACCUAACCUAGUGGAUUAUUUUCCAAUACUUGGAAAGAUUGAUCUUCAAGGAAUAAGGCGCCGUAUGCUCAUUCAUUUUGGUAAGUUGUCUAAAUUUUCUGAUGAUUUGAUCAAUGAACGAUUGGAGGAAAAGAAAAGGGGAGAUUUUGAAAGGAGUGAUGUUUUAGAAGCGUUGCUCAGUAUUACUGAGAAAGACCCUAGAGAUAUGGAUCAUACUCGAAUCAAAUACAUGCUCCUGGAUCUAUUUGCUGCGGGUAUUGAUCCAACUACAACCACAUUGGAAUGGGCUAUGGCAGAAGUACUUAAAAACCCGGAGAUCAUGAAGAAAGUUCAAGUUGAACUAGCGGAAAUUAUUGAAAAAGAACUUCCAAUUGAAGAAGCUGAUGUUUCUCAACUCCCAUUCUUACAAUGCAUUAUUAAAGAAACAUUAAGAAUGCACCCAUCAGCUCCACUCUUACUCCCGCGCACAGUGGAGCAAGAUGUUGAAUUGUGUGACUACAUCAUUCCUAAGAGCUCACAGGUACUAAUUAAUGUAUGGGCGAUUGGUCGAGAUUCUACUUUUUGGGAGGAUCCUUUAGUGUUUAAACCAGAGAGGUUUUUGAGUUUGGAUUUGGACAUACAAGGACAAAAUUUUGAGAUGAUUCCAUUUGGUGACGGUCGAAGAAUGUGCCCUGGCUUGCCUCUGGCAUUGAGGAUGCUUUCAGUAAUGUUGGGCUCACUCUUGAAUUCCUUCAAUUGGAAACUUGAAGCAGACAUUGAGCCAGAAGAAUUAGACAUGGAGGAGAAGUUUGGUAUUACCUUAGCUAAAGCUCGUCCUUUGCGAGCCAUCCCCUCUCCUCUUUGAUGUUUCUAAGUCGACAAUAUAUAUCACUUGGCCAUCGCGGUUAAGUGAUAUGUGUGUAUUGCAUAUAUGUAAUUUAUAUAUAAAUAUAUAUACAUAUAUAUAUAUAUACGUUUCGGCCUUGAAAGUUUCGUGGUGCGAUCUAUGUUUAUGAUUUUCAAUGGGGUCUGUGGUGGUAGUAUAUGGACCUUUAUGUUUUUGGGCCUAGGACCUAUUUGUACGCACGUGCUAUAUAAGUGCGAUUUAGUGGAUUAUUUUCAAUUAUUCAAAAAAUUCAGUCUUCUCCACAUUAUACUCUCUCUAUUAUAGUGAAACCUCCUUUGUCUUCCGCAA